This is a messenger RNA of Candida tropicalis MYA-3404, 1344 nucleotides long. It is a transcript of the gene TRY6, whose product is annotated as Try6p. Gene Ontology annotation, molecular function: protein dimerization activity; DNA-binding transcription factor activity, RNA polymerase II-specific; RNA polymerase II cis-regulatory region sequence-specific DNA binding. The coding region runs from base 1 to 1344 and encodes 447 amino acids. The transcript has a single exon. Gene Ontology annotation, biological process: regulation of transcription by RNA polymerase II. Lineage: Eukaryota; Fungi; Ascomycota; Pichiomycetes; Serinales; Debaryomycetaceae. The record is from RefSeq and is a predicted model, not a curated record.
AUGGUCUUACCAUCGCCACCAGUAUUAAAAACAACAAUUAUUCAAUUGAAUAAAGAAUUGGAUCCUGAAGAUAAUAGUAACAAUUACGAAAUAUUAACCAAUGAGUAUAACGCUGAUAAUGGUAACGGAUCAACCGAUUCCAGCAAUCCACAAACAGUGCCAACUUCUCCAACAUUCGAAGUGAAUACUUCAUUACCUAAUAAGAAAAAGAGAAGAAGAUCGACUGCAAAUAUUGAUAGUGAGGAGUUGGCUAAACGCAAAAAUGAAACAAAACAAUUGCACUCAAUAAUUGAAAAAAGAAGAAGAAUUAAAAUAAAUAGAGAAUUUGAAGCUUUGAAAUAUCUUAUACCUGCAUGUCGUAGUUGUAACUCAACCACUUCAUCACCUAAUGGUUCUACACCUUCUUCAAGAAAAGCAAGUACUGGAAAUGCUAGCAGUAGUAACAAUGGUAAUAAAAUCGAUGGGAUGUAUAAAUUAACAAUAUUGAAAUCAUCAGUUGAAUACAUUUUGUAUUUGCAUCAUGUUAUCCAAAAACAACAAGAAUUGAUUGCAAACCCAAAUAAUGAAAACUUAAGGAAACUUAAAGAUUUCGAUAUAGACUUUGCCAAGAUUCCAUUAAAUGUCAAUCAAUAUAGAAACAUCGACAAAGAGUUUAAUUUCAAAGACUUGUUGACUGAUCUAGAUGGAAAGAAGCAACAACAAAGCGAUAAUGAAGAUACUAAGAAGUUGUAUAAAGUAAAUCAACAUGAAAAUGAUCAAGUAGAAGAAGAACGAAUGGAAAAAGAAGAAGAAGAAAGUGAAAGUGGUAGCAGUAGAGGAUCCAGUGCUAUGCCACAAUCGUUACCACCUUCUGUAUCUUCAAGUUUAAAUCUUAAGAAUAAAUCACUGUUACCAACUCCUGAUUUCACACCAGACAUGGCACCAAUAUUGAAUAUAUUAAACAAAUAUUCCACUACACAAGCAGCUGCAACUGCUGCUACAAAUUCAAAUAGAAAAAACUCAUAUCCUGUUUCUCCUCAAACAGUUGGUCUUAAAUCACAAAACCCAUCACCAUUUACAGUGCCCAUGAGAUCAUCUUUAUCAAAUAGUGUCUCCCCAUCUAUGAAUGCAAAUAGAAGUUAUACUGCUGGCAAUAAUAACCCGAAAUUUGCAUUACCAGAUCCUGCAGUAAAUCCAAAUUCUCAGUUGAAUGAAAAUGUACCUAGAAAGAAGUUCAAUAGUGGUAGAAUUCCUGAAGAAGAUGAAGAUAUGCUUAAUGAAAGUACAUCAAAAAUUAGAGAACAAGAUGCUUCAAAGACAUUAUUGUCAUUAAGAAAAUCAAGCAUUGACAAUUUAUUAAACUGA